UUCGCCUUUCCCGUCCACGGCGGAGCCAAGCCUUGCACGCACCACCGCCUCCGCACGCUGAAGAGUUCACGAGAUCGCAACCACAGAUCACUAGCACCACGGACGCCCGAGAAACGAAAGCGGCCAUGACGAUGAUGGGAGAGGGAGCGCACGCGCCGCCGUGGCAGCAGGGCCCGGUGAGCGGCGGCGUGGAGGGGGACGAGGCGUCGCUGUGCAGCCUGUUGGCGGCGCUGCGGCAUUGCAUGCCGUCCAACGAGGCGGCGGGGUUCGACGAGGACGACGAGGAGGCGGCAGCGGCGAUGGACGUGUACGCGUGCGACGAGUUCCGGAUGUACGAGUUCAAGGUGCGCCGGUGCGCACGCGGCCGGAGCCACGACUGGACGGACUGCCCCUUCGCGCACCCGGGGGAGAAGGCGAGGCGUCGGGACCCGAGGCGGUACCACUACUCUGGCGCCGCGUGCCCGGACUUCCGCAAGGGCGGGUGCAAGCGCGGCGACUCCUGCGAGUUCGCGCACGGGGUGUUCGAGUGCUGGCUCCACCCGGCGCGCUACCGGACGCAGCCAUGCAAGGACGGCACCGCGUGCCGCCGCCGCGUCUGCUUCUUCGCCCACACGCCGGACCAGCUCCGCGUGCUGCCCCCGCCGCAGCAGUCCGCGAGCCCAAGGGGCGCGGCGUUGUCGCCGCUCGCCGAGUCCUACGACGGCGCGACGCUACGCCGCCAGGCGUUCGAGAGCUACCUUACCAAGAGCGGCAUGAUGUCAUCGUCCCCGACCAGCACGCUUGUCUCGCCGCCCAGGUCGCCGCCGUCCGAGUCCCCGCCAAUGUCCCCGGACGCCGCUGGCGAGCUCCGCCGCGGCUCCUGGCCGGGGGUCGGUUCGCCCGUCAGCGACGUUCUAGCGUCGCUCCGCCAGCUUCGCCUCGGAGGCGGCUCGCCGAGGUCGGCGCCGUCCGGCGGCUCGUUCUUGGCCGGCUACCCGUUCGGGUCCCCCAAGUCUCCCGGGUUCUACAGCCUCCCGUCCACCCCGACCAGACCCUCCCCGGUGACGGUGACCACCGCCUCUGGCGCCACCAUCAUGACCGUGGAGCGGCUGAACCUCAGACUCAUCGGGGAAGAGGAGCCGGUCAUGGAGAGGGUGGAGUCCGGGAGAGCCCUCCGCGAGAAGGUGUUCGAGCGGCUCAGCAAAGAAGCUACCGUUCCUAACGACACCGCCACGGGCACCACCUCGGAAGGCCCGGCCCCCGACGUCGGCUGGGUCUCCGACCUCAUCAACUAAGCAAUCCAAGAAACCGAAUGGGAUCCAUGGUAAGUGGGAAGAGUGCAGCCGGAGGAGAAAAUCUAAGAAAAGAUCCCCAAAAAAAGAGUUAAUUUUUUCCUUGUUUUGAGAUUCUCCUAAUCCUUGCACAUAUGUUCGUCCUUCCUAUGUGAAUAUUCUUGGAUGGAUGUUGGCGGGAGGGAGGGUAGGCAGAGAAGCAAGGUGGAUUUGUUUUGGUGGUAGGAGGUGGGAGACAAGUCACCAACAAAACAAGGUAGGAAGAAAAAUAGACCAAGAAGUGUGGAGCUGUGUACAUGUACAUAGGGUGUGGGUGUGGGUGUGGGUUUGUUUCGGUGCGCGCGCGUGUGGGUGUGGGUGUGGGUUUGUUUCGGUGCGCGCGCGCGCGCGCGUGGAGGUGGAGCAUGCGAAGCGACCAUGGUGGUGAUCGAAGAGUGAAGAAGGCCGCCGGAUUCUGCUCCCACCGCCGGCAGCCCCGCCAACGCCGCCGUCUGGCCGUCGGCCUCUAAUUCCAGCGACUCCAGAAAGACGUCCUAAGUCGAUGUUUAUUUGGCGUCUCAUUAUUCCGUUGUUUAAGAUGCACCACUUAUUGCUCUGUAUUUUAUUUUGGUCGAUGUUCAUUUUGCUACCUUACCAAGAGCGGCAUGAUGUCGUCGUCCCCGACCAGCACGCUUGUCCUUAUUGAUCUACUGCCUACUAUGAAGCAUGUACCAUGUACUAUUUUUGCUGCCAAGGAAUUAAGACUGCCCUUGUAUUAAUAAUACUAGUACACUUAUUGCGAUU
Phragmites australis (common reed) is the source of this 2054-nucleotide messenger RNA. RefSeq names its product zinc finger CCCH domain-containing protein 35-like. The record is from RefSeq and is a predicted model, not a curated record. Bases 126 to 1274 code for a protein of 382 amino acids. Gene Ontology annotation, molecular function: metal ion binding. NCBI's taxonomy places the organism in Eukaryota, Viridiplantae, Streptophyta, Magnoliopsida, Poales, Poaceae. The transcript has a single exon.